UAUAGUUUCUCAACUAAUAAGUUAGUCUAAUUAGUAUUCAGCUUUCGAAAUUACUCAUGUUAUGGGAAUACUUUUUUUAUAUCUAUAGAGUUUAGAAAAAAGUGCUACUUAUAAGAAUAUAAUUUACCUGGUAAAAAUAUGGAUUGCGGAAUCCACUGCUAGUCCUCUGCAGUAACUCUAUUGCGAUGUGAAAGACAAACAAACUAAUAACUGCUUUCAGAUAAUGUAAUGUCAAACAAAAAUGUUUGUAAGUUUCCAUUGGCAUAGGCUUAAAAACAUGGCGUUUUACUGAUUUUUUGAAGAUCUAGAACAUUCCAAAGGUUGGCGAUCGAAGCUAUAAGAUGGAAUGCGCGCGAAAUCAUAGUUACAUUAUUUUAAUGUGUAUAACCGUAUAGCGCUAUGUUCAGUUGACAAUUGACUGCAGUAAGGGACACACGUGUGUGUGCUUUCGUGUGUUGUGAUUAAAAGUUAUGAUAUAUUGUUAUUUUUUCGUGUAAUUGAAUAAAGAUAAUAAAAAUGGUUGCCCGCCCACGUUCUCCCCACGGGGCAUUGAUACCACAUUUCUACGCGGGACGGUCCCUUUUUAUAACGGGGGCAACUGGGUUUAUGGGGAAGGUCUUAAUAGAGAGGCUGCUAUCCACCUGCCCGGACAUAGGUACCCUGCAUCUGCUGAUGCGUCAUAAAAAGGGGAUAACCCCGGACAAGAGACUCCAUCAGCUGAAGCAAUCGCAGGUAUUCGAUGUACUCAGACAAACAAACCCGAAACAACUGGACAAGCUCAGUAUCGUACCUGGUGAUGUGUCCCAACCGAAUCUGGGGAUUUCCCCGGAAAACUUACAUUCGUUGCACGAGGUUUCCGUAGUAUUCCAUUCAGCGGCCACACUGAAAUUCGACGAAGCGCUUCACACGGCUGUAGAUCAGAACGUCCUAUCUGUUAUACGGCUGAUGGAUAUAUGCGACAAUUUGCCCAACAUAGAGGUGCUCGUCCACGUGUCAACAGCGUAUAGUAAUCCUGAGCACUCCUCAAUAGAAGAAAGGGUGUACACUCCACCAGCGCCUCUGCACCGUCUGCUGGCGCUCGUUGAAGCUGUACCGGAAAACCUGAUGCAUAAUAUCACUCCGCAGUACAUCCAUCCAAAGCCUAACACAUACACAUUUACAAAAGCAAUGGCCGAAGAAGCUGUAAGAAGUCGUUCAUCACGGCAAUACCCAGUCGCCAUUUUUAGGCCUACUAUAGUGGUGUCCUCCUUACGACAUCCAUUUCCCGGAUGGGUCGAGAACCUAAACGGCCCCAGCGGGGUUGCGGCCGCCGCGGGCAAGGGGCUUCUGCACGUGUUCAGGCGGGGCCCCACGAAACGGGCAGAUUUAUUGCCCGUUGAUAUCGCCAUUGACACCCUGUUGGCCGUGGCUUGGGAGACAGCUAUCGAUAAACCAACAUCAGUAAAGGUGUACAACUGUAGCACUUGCGAGAACCCCACGAAAUGGGCAGACUUCGAGCUGGCCCUACACCGCUAUUUGCCCAAGUACCCACUCGACGCAGCUCUAUGGUACCCGUCUGGUACUGGCGUGGAAAACAGAUAUGUCCAUAAAGCUCUGGAAUUCGCUCUACAAACAAUUCCACUACACCUUGCGGAAUAUAUUCUGAAGACCUUGGGAGUCAAGAUGAGAAUAAGUUUAAUAACAGCUGAGCAAAAAAUGCGCGCCAUGAAUGAAGUUUUGACGUUUUUCGCGUUACGCGAAUGGCACUUUCGCACAGAUAACGUAAAGCGUUUAAGGAAUCGACUCACGCCACAGGACAGAGAGAUAUAUAAUCUGGAUCCACAGACUAUAGACUGGGAUGAGCAAUACAAAAACUUUGUUAAAGGCACCCGCAAGUAUUUAUUAAAAGAAUCAGACGAAAAUAUUCCAGAAGCUGUUCGCCAUGUGAACCGACUAUAUUACCUUCACAAGGGAGUGAUGGCAUUUUCGAUAGUUUUAUUCCUACGGUUGAUUUUACAAAAUAAAUUCAUAAGGGACUUCGUGUACGCUACGCUACGACUAUUGCUGUCUCUUUUUAACGACGCGUACACACAUAUUAUGGGUGUGGAAUGAAAGAGAUAAGAAGAGAUAAUAACACAUAAUUGUAAGAGAAGAUCUUUAUGAAAGUGAAUUCGAAAACGUACAAUUUAAAAUUUUCAUUGUUAGUAAUUAUGUAUAAAGUUUCUUGGGAUUAAUUUAUGACAAAGUAGGAUAAGCAAAAAAAGUCUAGCCUAUGUAAGGAAAAAUGUAGCUUUCUACUUGUGAAACAAAUUUUCAAAAUCGGUCCAGAGUUUUGGGAGCUUAUGUAGCACAAAUAAACAAAAAGCUUUCCUCUUUACAAUAGCGGUGCAGUUUUAUCAAUUAAUGCAUAAAUUAUUCGUUUUAUGUGUUUUGUAACGUGUAAUUAUACUUUUUCAUAUAGAAACAUACAUAGAAAAUAUUUGAAGACAAAAUUCUAUAAAUAACUAGCGGAACUUAAAAUAUUAUAAAGUGACAAAGUAGGUCCUGAGAUUGUCUCGUUCAAACAAACUUCAGCUUUAUGUUAUUAUUAUAUUUAAGUGUAUUAUAAAUUAUUGCUCAAUAUAAAAGCAUUUUAUGCAUUGCAAAUGGGUAUAUAAGAUGCGAAAAGGUUUUAUUAUUAUAAAUUAAUAAGGUCGACUACAAUGUUAUUAACUAGCAUAAUUUACAAUAUAUUAAUUUAAUAAAAUGUAUAAUAUUCCACUAAGACAAGUUAAUAAUAAUUAUUCACUAUGUUGAAACUUGAAAGCUUUAAUAUAACGUUUUAU
Molecule: messenger RNA, 2804 nt
Organism: Zerene cesonia (dogface butterfly)
Lineage: Eukaryota; Metazoa; Arthropoda; Insecta; Lepidoptera; Pieridae
Product: putative fatty acyl-CoA reductase CG5065
Exons: 13
Coding region: 517-2091 (524 amino acids)
Biological process (GO): long-chain fatty-acyl-CoA metabolic process
Cellular component (GO): peroxisome
Molecular function (GO): alcohol-forming very long-chain fatty acyl-CoA reductase (NADP+) activity
Source: RefSeq, a predicted model, not a curated record